CCAAUUUCAGCAAAAAUGGCGGAAUCCGAAAGAAUGGAAGUCGACUCCCCUGCAGUUUCAUCGACAUCUUCAGGUUCCAACAAGAAAAGGUUCGAAGUUAAGAAGUGGAAUGCCGUUGCUCUUUGGGCUUGGGAUAUUGUGGUUGAUAACUGCGCCAUCUGUAGAAAUCAUAUAAUGGAUUUAUGUAUAGAAUGCCAAGCAAACCAGGCUUCUGCAACAAGUGAAGAGUGCACAGUUGCAUGGGGUGUUUGUAAUCAUGCCUUCCACUUCCACUGCAUCUCUCGCUGGUUAAAGACUCGUCAAGUUUGUCCUCUGGAUAACAGGGAAUGGGAAUUCCAAAAGUAUGGUCGCUAAAGGUGAAGUAUACCUCCUUCAUUACUGGUGGUCCUCUUGUUAUGGGUGCAGCAUUUAGCUUAGUUAUCAUAAAACAUUGCUUUUUUUCAAUCUUGUAAAAAUUAAUUAAUUAAUUAAAUUCUGCAAGGUUUGUUGUACUUUUUGUCCCUUUUCAGUAAUCAAAAUAAAACCUUUUCCUUUCAA
Molecule: messenger RNA, 537 nt
Organism: Pocillopora verrucosa
Lineage: Eukaryota; Metazoa; Cnidaria; Anthozoa; Scleractinia; Pocilloporidae
Product: RING-box protein 1
Biological process (GO): ubiquitin-dependent protein catabolic process; protein ubiquitination
Cellular component (GO): cullin-RING ubiquitin ligase complex; nucleus
Molecular function (GO): cullin family protein binding; ubiquitin protein ligase activity; zinc ion binding
Source: RefSeq, a predicted model, not a curated record